ACUGCGCUGCCCAGGCUGCCGCGGGGCGCCGCCGCGCGCAGGCGCGGCCCGGGUGGGUCCGUGUUGUUUUUGACGGCGUCACUGGCGGCGGUAGCCGGGGGACGCUGCUUCGCGCCGAGCCCCGCGGCGGGCUGCGCUCAGUGUGCUUUGAAAAUGUCUGAAAAUUCCAGUGAUAGUGAUUCAUCUUGUGGCUGGACUGUCAUCAAUCAUGAGGGUUCUGAUAUAGAGACAGUGACUUCUUCAGAAAGCAGAAGCACAAAUGAUAACCAUGAGCUUGUUUCAGAAGAAUAUGUUUCUUUGCAAGAAGAGGAGCAACCACUUGAUUUGCAAGCUCAGUGCAAUGAUGAUGGAGAGAUACCAGUGGUAGAUACUACUCUGUCUGCUUUUGAGGAAACUCAAACAGUCCCAGAGGAAAAAAUCCCUGAUGAUGGGGCCUGCAUUGGAACUAUUAGUGAUGAUUCUGACAUUGUUACACUUGAUGCUCCAAAACCAGAAGAAACUCCAAGUCAGGAGGAAGCUCCAGCUGAUGGUGAAGAAGCUCAGAGUUCAGAGGAUUUUAACAUGGGUUCCUCCUCCAGCAGUCAAUAUGCAUUUUCUCAUCUAGAAACUGUUUUUUCAUCUCAGGCUAGCAAUGAUGAAUCAAGUAGUGAUGAAACUAGUAGUCAGUCCAGUCCCACAGUACGAAAACGUUGGGCUAAGAAGAGGCUGAUCUCCAGUUCUGAGGCUGAGAGUGGGUCACCUGCUGAACCAGAGUCUGAACCUCCCAGAGAAGAGCAGCACAAACGCCAGUUCAGUAGCGGCCUCAACAGGUGCAUCAUACUGGCUUUGGUGAUUGCCAUCAGCAUGGGCUUUGGACACUUCUAUGGUAAACUUGAAGGUACAAUACAGAGCCAGAAACGUCAGCAGCUAGCGACCAAGACACGUGAAUUAAAAGAUAUCAAAGAUGACCUUUACCAGUGUCAACAAGAGCAAGGCGAUAAAGUAGGGUCAUUCAAGGGAGAUCUUGCCAUGUGUUUGGUCUCCACUGAAGUGGAGAAGAAAUCCUUUGAAUCUCAAAAAAAAAGUCUUGCUGCAGAAAAUCAGCACUUAAGAGAAUCUUUAGAGAAGGAAGAAAAAGCUUUGGCCUCACUUCAGGAAGAAUUAAGGAAGCUAAGACAACAAAUUAGAAACUUAGAAGAUAAAGGUACUAGCGCAGAGUCUAUUGUAAUGGAAAAUCAGAAACUAAGGGAGCAUUUGGAAGAGGAAAAGCAAAGAAACCACAACUUUCUUAGGCAAAAGGAAACGCUCUUUGCAGAGGCACAGAUGUUGAGGAGAGAACUGGACAAAGAACGUCACGUUACAGAAGCUCUAAAAAAAGAACUGGAACAGUUAAGUUCUCGUCAAACACCUGACAAUGCUGCUGAUAUGUUAAGAGACGAUGAAGAAAUAGAAACUCUGCGAGGAAGACUAGUAGAACUAGAAAAAAAGCUGAACUUUGAGCAACAACGCUCUGACUUAUGGGAGAAGUUGUAUGUUGAAGCGAAAGACCAAACUGAAAAACAAGAAAUUAAUGAAAAGGGACAAAAGAAAGGUGCUAAAGGGCAAAGUAAGGCUAAAAAGAAAUCGAAGGAUUCAUUUUUUGGUUCAGUUAAAGAAACUUUCGAUGCUAUGAAAAAUUCCACAAAAGAGUUUGUAAGACACCAUAAAGAAAAGAUCAAGCAGGCUAAAGAAGCAGUGAAAGAAAACCUGAAAAAGUUCUCUGAUUCUGUAAAGUCUACCUUCAGACACUUCAAAGAUACCACAAAAAAUAUCUUUGAUGAAAAGGAAAAGAGGUCAAGUGAUAAAAGGCAUGAGGCAAACAAGAAAGCUCGAACUUUUUACCAAGAACAUAACUCUUACGAGAAUCUGAAGCACAUGCAUUACAGGGGACCUAACAUGCCAAAAGGGUUCAAAGAUGGAAGAAAACAUCAGUUUACAACAUUUGAAAAAGACACAGAUUCACAGAAAUGUCUCAAUGAUCCUUUAUGUAGUAGAAAACAUCAGUUUGUCCUAAAGGGCUGCUCUGGUAUUUUUGAAUGUGCGCAUCAAGAAUUCAUCGGUCUCUUUAACACAGUAUCAGAUCCUAUCAGGGUGGAUGAAUUUAAUCGGCUAAUGAAAAAGUAUUUGCAACAAGUUGUACAUAACUUUCAUCACUGGAGAGAACUAGAAAAUUUCAUCAAUAAGUUUUUCCAUAAUGGGUUAUUUAUACAUGACCAGAUGCUGUUCACUGAUUUUGUUAACGAUGUCAAGGAUUACCUGGAAGAUAUGAAGGAAUACCAAAAUAAUAAUGAAAAUGUUUUUGAGGAUUUGGACAAAUACAUCUACAGAUACUACUUUCAUUAUGAUUAUUCACCCCAGUAUGGACCCAGUCGACCUAAAAGGCCUUCUUUUACACAAACUGAAAAUUCCAGACAUGAAAAACAAGCUCAGAAGUACCACCACCGUAAUAAAAGAGAAGGGCCUGAGGAGAAUUCCAUAAAAUACUACUUGACCGUGUGGAGUAUUUGCACAGAGGAGAGGGCAUACGUGAAUGUUAAGUAAAUAUCACUGGAAUGCUAUCUAUACUGUGUUAUAGACUAGAGGGUUCAGUAUUAAUUUAAGCUGUGUUUUAAAAAGUUGUGGACAACAACUUUCAAAAAUCUUAUCUAUAACUCUCCCAUAACUUAUAUUGUAACCUGACCUCAAAACUAGUUUCUUUCACCUUGCAGUUAUCAUACCUGUUCUAGCACACUGAAGAAGAUCAAGUGACUGGGUAAUAAUGUAUCAUUGUAGAACUCCUUAGUAAGCCAACGAAGUGGAUUAGAGUAAAACACAUCUGCUUCAUCAAUAUAGUUCUCCUUUCCGGUUAGGUCUGGGGGACACUGAAGGAAUCUCAUUUUUAGAGGACAGUGAACAUGACUAAGGAGAAAAAACAAAACGAACACUUCAGGAUAAACUGACCAAUAUGUAAGUUUUGAAAUUACUUUUUGCUUAAAGAUACCCCAAUCAAACCCAAAAUUGAAUAAUUAGGUAUUUUUUACCCCAGAGUAAUAUUUUCUUGCCUUCUGUACUUCAUAUGAAAGCAAAAGUAGAACAGGUGGAUUCAGUUCCAAGCUGAUGUGACUGUUAGUUCACAAAAAGCAGAUUUAUCUUAAUAAAAGUACUAUGUGCAUAACAUUAGUUUUUUUAAAAGGUACUUUUCCAUAUCAGCUUCACUGUUUUUAUCUGCUUUAAUGUUUUGUUUACUUGCCUUGGUCCCUGUAUCUUGCAAUUACUUCUGCCACUACAGAGUAAAGAAAUGUAAAGGCAAAAUUAAAAGAGUUUGACUGUAGCAAUUAGUCUUCAGUUUUGCUACAAAAGUUACCAUAGUGAAGCAAGUAUAACUUACUUUCAGAAGUCCUAAGACUUAACUGCAUAUCCUCAUACAAAGUCACUUUACAAAAACUGAAAAAAUUAGAUGCUGAAUUUAACUCUGUAGUAGAAGCAUUUGGCUUAUUAACCCUACUCACUCUGUAUGAACUGUAAGAAAAAUCAAAAGAAAAAUCAAAACUGUAUACAUUUAUCUAUUUAUUAAGCUUAGGAGAAACAAACAAGUAUCUUAAUUUCUGCUUAAGCGUAUGGAUUUUAAUGUAGUACAUUGUUAACUAUUUUAGUACCUGUAAAGUGGAGUAGAGUGGCACGGCAUCAUGAUGAACACAAAAGCUUGUGACUGGUAGGGGGUAUUACAGAGUUGCUGUAUGUGACUCAUAACGUCCAGAGGGCCUCGUUGGUGGAUCAAGCCUGUAUACAGGGCUGGCAGCAAGUUGGAUAAAAGCAGGAAACUUACUGCAGAUUUCUUCCAUGCUUUUAGGUGUUUCAAAGAAUAUCCUAAGGAAACAUCGGAGUAAACAUUUAGAGAUAUACAAAUGCUAACAGUUCUGCACGGUAUUUUUCAAAGUACCAUAACUUACUAGAAAACCAUUACUCAGUUGAUACAAAUACUUUGCUUUGAGGUAUUUUCAUACAGUGUUCUUUCAGUCUUACUCAUUGAGUGGAAAUUCAAAGGUUAGACUUUGCCCUUAUUAAUUCUUGGAUUUCACAAUGUAAAUGUUAAGCCCAUACGUGACUUUUGCAGUACAGGAGUACUAUUUCAAAGCCAGUACUUUGUCCCUUCAGACCUUAAUUUUAAUUUCUUGUGGGGAAAAGUAGCCCAUUCAGUAGUUUGGAUGAAUGAUAUAUGGUGACUUACCAAUACGUUAUGAUUCAUGCAUGUCAAAGUAGAGCCAUAAUAAAUGGUAACUACAUGUG
Molecule: messenger RNA, 4284 nt
Organism: Colius striatus (speckled mousebird)
Lineage: Eukaryota; Metazoa; Chordata; Aves; Coliiformes; Coliidae
Gene: CCPG1
Product: cell cycle progression 1
Exons: 11
Coding region: 154-2559 (801 amino acids)
Cellular component (GO): membrane
Source: RefSeq, a predicted model, not a curated record